AUGGCUUCUGACGCAGGUUCUUCAGCUGGUGAUCCCACCUUGAGGAGAAGAAUCGAACCCUGGGACUUUGAAGCAAUCUUUGACCCCAGAGAACUCCGUAAAGAGGCCUGUCUGCUCUAUGAAAUCAAGUGGGGCCCGUGUCACAAGAUCUGGCGACACUCAGGCAAAAACACCACCAGGCAUGUUGAAGUCAAUUUUAUAGAAAAAAUUACUUCAGAAAGACAAUUUUGCUCAUCCACCAGCUGCUCCAUCAUCUGGUUCUUAUCCUGGAGUCCCUGCUGGGAAUGCUCCAAGGCUAUUACAGAAUUUUUGCGUCAACGACCUGGUGUGACUUUAGUUAUUUAUGUGGCACGGCUUUAUCACCACAUGGAUGAACAAAACCGACAAGGACUCAGGGACCUCAUUAAGAGUGGUGUGACUAUCCAGAUCAUGACAACCCCAGAGUAUGAUUACUGCUGGAGGAAUUUUGUCAACUACCCACCUGGGAAAGAUACUCACUGCCCAAUGUAUCCCCCUCUGUGGAUGAAGCUAUAUGCACUGGAACUCCACUGCAUAAUUUUAAGUCUUCCUCCCUGUUUAAUGAUUUCAAGAAGAUGUCAGAAACAGCUUACAUGGUACAGGCUUAAUCUUCAAAAUUGCCAUUACCAACAGAUUCCACCCCAUAUCCUUUUAGCUACAGCGUGGAUAUAA
This is a messenger RNA of Myotis lucifugus (little brown bat), 690 nucleotides long. It is a transcript of the gene APOBEC1, whose product is annotated as apolipoprotein B mRNA editing enzyme catalytic subunit 1. Gene Ontology annotation, cellular component: cytoplasm; nucleus. Lineage: Eukaryota; Metazoa; Chordata; Mammalia; Chiroptera; Vespertilionidae. Bases 1 to 690 code for a protein of 229 amino acids. Gene Ontology annotation, molecular function: RNA binding; zinc ion binding; cytidine deaminase activity. Gene Ontology annotation, biological process: cytidine to uridine editing. The record is from RefSeq and is a predicted model, not a curated record. The transcript has 5 exons.